AUGAAAGUUCAUGGAGGUGGAUUUUUUGGUCUACUUUACCUCCAGUAUAAAAUUUAGCAGAAACUCUUUUAUCGCAAAUAUCCAGAGUAAGCGAUACAUCAUUUAAAUUUAUUUAAUUCUUUAAGUGCUUUUAUGUUUAUGAAUGCUUUAGAAAUAAAAAUUCAAUAAUUAUUAUGGAUUAUUGUUAAUGUAGAAAUGAAUUAAAUAAAUCAUAGAAGGAGAUUUAUAAGAUAUUAUUUAAUAUAGAUGACUAGAAGGAAAGAAUAGAGAGAGGGUGCACUUAAAAAAGUUGAAUAAUAAUUUUCUAAUUACUUAUUUGAUGAGUUUAUAUAUAUGAUACAUAGGGAUUUGAAGAGUUCUUAUAUUUUAAUUAAGAAUGAUGGAUAAUUAAAAAUAGCAGAUUUUGAAAAGCAAAAGUAAUUUAAUAAUUAAUUAUUAGACUCUAACAUAAGAAAAUGGCUUAAACUAUAUCAGGUAGUCCAAUAUAUUGAUCACCAGAAAUUAGUUAAGGAUAAGAUUAUACAUAACCUUCAGAAAAUAGUACUUAGAUUACAUUAAAAAGGGCUUUUGAUGGUGAAUAAUUUGAAUACGUACUUAAUAAUAGACAACAACGAAAAUAAAAAUAGGAAAUAUUAAUUUAAGAUUAGAUGGAUUUAACUUUAUCUGAUACAAGAAAAUACACUUCAGAAUAAGUAAAUUUAAUCUAAUCUUUCCUUAAUGUAGAUCCUUCAAAAAGACCAAUAUGCAAAAGAACUUAUAAGAUCUUCUUAAAUAGCUAAAUUAUGUUGUAGAGUUUUGAAAAGAAAAAUUGUUAAAAAUAAUAUUUCAAAAAAUUGGUUUAGUCAAUAUUAAAUAUCUAGUAGGAAACUCAUAAGUUUUCAUCAAUGUAUGAUCAUAAAUUUGUGAUACAACGUUUAUAAAAAAAUAAACAAGUAUUAGAUUUCUUUAAAUUGAAUUCAUUUUAAUUUAUGAGUAAAGAAAACACUAAAUUAUUCUGUAAAACUUGAUACAUCUCGAGAUAUUGAUCUUCCUGAAACUUACGAAAUCUAAUAAUUAUUUUUGAAUUACUUAAAACAUAAUCUAUUGGUGAGUCACAAUUUUAAUCAAAAUCUUAAUAAUUUUUAAAGAGAUUAUAAACUCUUAUUAUAAUAUACAGUUGUUAGGAAGUAUUUACCUUUUUAUUGUUGCUUUUUUACUAUUUUUAUCAUCAGUCUAGAAUUCAAAUUUAUAUGUAUUACAAUAGGAUUAUUUUUUAAAAUAUUGCCAUUAAUUUAUCUAACACAUUAAGUAAGAAACAAUAAAAGUUUAUUGGAUUUAAAUCCACAAUCGCUAAAAAAAUAUUUUAAAAUUUAUAAAUUAAGUUUAUCCUCUUAUUGUCUAAUAUUAAUUUGA
This is a messenger RNA of Paramecium sonneborni, 1392 nucleotides long. The record is from the annotation of a GenBank genome assembly. NCBI's taxonomy places the organism in Eukaryota, Ciliophora, Oligohymenophorea, Peniculida, Parameciidae.